Zea mays is the source of this 686-nucleotide messenger RNA. RefSeq lists its product as uncharacterized. The record is from RefSeq and is marked predicted. Lineage: Eukaryota; Viridiplantae; Streptophyta; Magnoliopsida; Poales; Poaceae.
AUCCCAUAUCCUUCAUUUCUUAUUUACCCCUUGGAUGAGUUCCGUUGGUGGGUCAGUUAGUGGAUCUCCAGUUAGGAAGAGGCCGCGCCAUGCUGAACAAGGGUUGGGGGGACCUCUGUUGUCUUUGGCCGUGAGGUGUCUCCUAUUAGGUUGCUGUGAUCGGGCCCAUGGGACCCUCUUCUCUAGGAGUCUUGGGAGGACCUCCACUUUUCGCGUGGCGCUGGACACGACCGAGGCUAAGGCAGGAUUGCUCCGGGACCAGCUUGCUGAAUCCGACGGUCGCGUAUCUUUUCUGGAAGUCGAGCUGGAGAAGUUGCAUCAUCAAGCGGAAUAGGUCACGGAAUACGUCGGAGCUCGCAACUUUUCCUUGGUGGAACGUUUGGACAAUACCGGUGCCAUGUCCGGGAUAUUGUCGACUCCACGUACACCGAGGGACAUCCGUAGCGUUGCUUGUUGGGGAGCUUCGGUUCGGCCGCAGUCUCCUGGAUGUCAUUGGCCCACCUUCGUCUCUCCUAGAUGAUAGACUAGAGGACAUCCUGGAGGGCUACGAUGAGGCGCCCAGUCGUGUCAUGGACAAGUUGUCUAUAGAUAAUGUUGUCCGCAAGGCCUGGUGACUCUAUGGUGUAUCAUGUCUUGACGUUGUAUUCCCAUGAGAGAAUAUAAUAAUAAUUUUUACUUUCAAUCGU